Molecule: messenger RNA, 855 nt
Organism: Triticum turgidum subsp. durum (durum wheat)
Lineage: Eukaryota; Viridiplantae; Streptophyta; Magnoliopsida; Poales; Poaceae
Source: the annotation of a GenBank genome assembly
AUGAGCAGCGGUGGCAGCAUGUCAGCGGCGCUGGCGAGGUCCAGCGGUGGCAGCAUGUCCCCGGCGAUGGCAUGGUCACCGUCAUCCAGGAGGGGGGAGCACAGGAACGGCGGCGGCCGCUUCAGGGCGGAGAUCGAGAUGGACACGGGCGUUGCCCUUCCCAGGGGCCCGGAGCUUGGGUUCGCCGCCGCCGUGCGAGAGCCGCUGGUGAGGCUGCAGCGCCCCAAGUACGACUUCGAGAGGUGGGACUGGGGCUACUUCGCAUGGCCGCACGACCGUCUCGACGCCAAUAUGGAGAUGAGGGACAGCGAUCCGAGGGCGACAUUCGAGGCGGACUCCAAGGUGACAGAGAGCUUCCUGAGCCGGAGCACACUGCUGCUAGAGGCCGGCGAAGGCUUCCCGAGCCAGAGUUCGCCGCAGCUAGAGGCGAGCGAGGGCGGCUUCACGGUCCAGAGCAUGCUGGAGCCAGAGGCCGGCCAGUGCUGCCUGUGUCAGAGCACGCUGCAGCUGGGGGCCGGCCACGGCCAGUGCUUCCUGUGUCAGAGCACGCUGCAGCUGGAGUCCGUCCACGGCCAGGGCUUCCCGAGCCAGAGCACGCUGGAGCUAGAGGCCGCCGAGGGCUUCCUAAUAAGCGAGAGCUGGCCGCAGCCGGAGGCGAGCGAGGGCUUCCCGAGUCAGAGCACGCUGCAGCUCGAGGCCGGCGAAGGCUCCCCAAGCGGCCGGAGCAUGCUGCCGGUAGAGUUCGACGACGACACGCCCCUCGGACGCUACGCGCCGUGGCGUCGGGGAUGCGCAGAGUCCAACCCGUUCCUGCUUGACCAUUGCAUGGCACCGCAAGAUCGUUGGGCAUACUAG